AUGGAGCAAUCGACGUCGAAUCUGGCGUCAACAAGGCAACAGGUGUUGGUAAGCCUAGGUGCUCUAUGGUCGUCGAGGGCGAUGAGGGAGUACAAGUGGGUUUUGAUGACUUUGAGGAUGGCGCGAAGGCACCAUAGGCGAGGCGUCAUGGGCACCGCUGAGGGUGACGCGCCAUGGGCUCUGCCAAGGGAGGUUACCCAAGACGCUGAAGGCGAGACACUAUGGACGUUGGCUGGGCAUCAACAUAGGCUAGGCUCGACCAAAGGAGCACGUAGCAGCAUCACCGGGUGCUGGGCACGGCCUAGCGAGCUCGCUGGUGAACGGGCGGCGCUGAAGGAAUCUUCGAUGUUAGGCGAGCUAGGAGCGGCAAUGGUGGACACUAGGCAUGGGGCUGCGCAGGUGUAA
Messenger RNA from Ilex paraguariensis (yerba mate), 405 nucleotides. NCBI's taxonomy places the organism in Eukaryota, Viridiplantae, Streptophyta, Magnoliopsida, Aquifoliales, Aquifoliaceae. The record is from the annotation of a GenBank genome assembly.